Molecule: messenger RNA, 756 nt
Organism: Cladocopium goreaui
Lineage: Eukaryota; Dinophyceae; Suessiales; Symbiodiniaceae
Source: the annotation of a GenBank genome assembly
AUGUGUGGCCAUGAACCGCAAAGCUUAAAGCUCCCGAGCCUGGAUCAGCGUCAUUAUUCCUCCAGGUGUCCUUACAGUGCUCGAGCAGACAAAGGCACACGAUCAUUGCCUGUACCACGAAGAAACAGCUUCAAUGUGAUUGGCAGUGGGAAAUGGCGCCGCGAGAUGCAGCUAGGCUUGCCAGAGGUGGAGAAGCGCAGCGCUUCUGCACAACCAAUGCCACGGCGACGAGCGCCAAGUGAUGACUCAAAUCAGCCAGGGCCCGCAGGACGGUCUGGCGCUCCCUGCCCUACGCAGGUCCCUCACAGGCGGCAGAGUCCACGACAAGGUAGAUCUGCUUCUUUUGAACAGGGUGAUGCAUGCCCAGGUGGAUAUCAAUCACACUAUGUCAAGAUUGUCAAGACGAAGUCGCAGCUUGACAAGGAGUUUCAGGACAUUUUUGACAAUUUGGGUUCCUACAUAAUGCGACAUGUGGCCAAUGAAGCACCAGACGCAUCUGCAGGAAGUUUGCGUGAGCAGGCCAGAGGCCAGGCAUACCGGGAUAUGGCCUUGCAGCAGAUGGACCUGGAGGGAUCUGUGGUGCCGGAGGAAAGUAACAAGGAGGAUCCUCAAUCCGCGGUUGACAAAGCCGAUCGGGCAAUUAUGUGCGAGUUGCGGGAGCUCAAGCAAGAGAUUGUGGACCUGAAAGACAGCUUUAUGUUCGGCCACAAACGUGAUGACAGAGAUGCUUGGUACGCGCACGUGACAGUGAAGUGA